AUGGCCUCCACGGUCCCACGAAGCCGCUUACUCGAGCUCACAAAGCUCCAAUCCUCCCUCUUCUCCACCACAUUCAACCCCUCCCGCCUCCGCCUCGGCAACAAAGUCCUCCGCCAGCGCCUGCGCGGCCCCGCGCUCGUGUCCUACUACCCGCGCAAGUCCGCGACCAUCGAAGACAUGCUGCAGUCGUUUAAGCGCUUUGGCCUGGAGGGUUGGAAUGAGCGUGAGGAGGACCGUUUGGAGGGACUGCAGAUCGCGAAGAUGAGAGGCAAGGGCGCGCCGAAGAAGAUUAGGACGAAGGAGGAGGGUGCAAAGGGGAAGAAGAAGAAGAAAUGA
This is a messenger RNA of Cyphellophora europaea CBS 101466, 336 nucleotides long. RefSeq lists its product as uncharacterized. Bases 1 to 336 code for a protein of 111 amino acids. NCBI's taxonomy places the organism in Eukaryota, Fungi, Ascomycota, Eurotiomycetes, Chaetothyriales, Cyphellophoraceae. The record is from RefSeq and is a predicted model, not a curated record. Gene Ontology annotation, cellular component: mitochondrion. The transcript has 2 exons.